GAGCACCGUCUUGCUAUCGCUUUCCAAACGCGUCACAUGCGUCUCGUCUGCACCUGCUGUUUCCCCCCGGUGCUCGUCUGCACCUAACCACGCUCGCGUCAACCUUCCAAAGCAUUUGCUUCUGCGGCCGUUCCAAGGCGAUGGCGCACGCCCAUAAUCAUCAUGGACAAGGGCAUCACAGACUGACACGGCAUCGCCGUACCUUGUUGCCUCGUCUCCCUCUCCUCACAUGUCUUACGUUGCCGUUGCAUCGUCGUGCGCUUUGCCGACAUUGUCUUGCACUUGUCUUCCGCUAGCAUGGCACUCUCCGUCGAGUCGUUGAAUGGAGACACUUCCUUUCUCCUUACCUUUGAUCCACCCGCAGCCCCACUAUCGUCACCAGGGUUGUUCCCAGGCUCCUUCACGAUUCUGGUUGACCCCUGGCUGUCAGGGCCGUCAAUCAUCCUAAACUCCAUCUUCUCGCAUUCUGAGCAAAGAGCAAAACCUUCCAUAUCGAGCCUCAAAGACCUUGACCGCGAACCCGAUCUCGUGCUUAUAUCUCAAGACAAGCCGGACCACUGCCAUGAAGCCACAUUGCGCCAACUUCCACCAGAUUCGGAGACGACUAUUCUAGCCAUCCCAUCUGCAGCCAAAAAGAUUCGGUCGUGGAAACACUUCCGUCCCAACCUUGUACAUGCUCUACCAAAAUACGUCGAGGGCGAUGGUCGGUCUAUACACCGUGUAGUAAUACCGCCACCGUCUCCUCGAGGGACGUGUGGUGAGAUAACCGUAACUUGGAUUCCAGCGAAACGAGACCUAUCCAAAGUACACCACGCCAUUGGAAUAACAUAUCGGCCUCCGUGUACUGUGCUCUCAUCGCUUAGUCCAAUGCACUAUAUCGACCUGCCCAUGAGCCCGCCCCCCUCACCAGGAUCCCCUAUGACCAUUGCCUCAUCACCUCGUACAAUAGUGCCGUCGCCCUACAAUGAUCGUGAGAAGACUUUGUCCGUCAUCUAUUCGCCUCACGGUGUGUCAUACGACGUGAUUCGUCCCUACGCAAGCUCGUACCUUGUCUCGGAAUCUGCCCUUCCACUCACAGCGCUUCUGCAUUCUUUCGACUGCGUGGAGAACCCUUGGUGGCUGGGAGGCAACAUAUCUGCUGGAAGUCCCGGUGGCACUGAGAUUGCCAAGAGUCUUUAUGCCAAAGCAUGGAUCUCUGCCCACGAUGCAGACAAGGACAAUCGAGGCUGGGCAGUCAAGUUGACACAGAUUGCACAACACGCAGUCGACGAAGUGAAGAAGAUGGUGGAAGAAGGUGUUGUCAGGAAGAAGCUACCCAACACCGAGAUCAUAACACUGGGUUCUGGAGAGAAACAUCGGAUCGCUGUCGGAUGAAGAUGGCGCCAUUAUCAAAAGCCCGAGGCUACUGCUUGUCUAGCAUGUCCGGCCAAUACACGACCGGCCACCACCGAGGAAGGUGUUAAGGGAGAUUGCCAUGUUGGAUCACAUUUCAGACAUAGAUUGUAAUGCUGAGGCCCGGGCUCACCA
Molecule: messenger RNA, 1527 nt
Organism: Alternaria alternata
Lineage: Eukaryota; Fungi; Ascomycota; Dothideomycetes; Pleosporales; Pleosporaceae
Exons: 2
Coding region: 298-1374 (358 amino acids)
Source: RefSeq, a predicted model, not a curated record